Molecule: messenger RNA, 1330 nt
Organism: Phragmites australis (common reed)
Lineage: Eukaryota; Viridiplantae; Streptophyta; Magnoliopsida; Poales; Poaceae
Product: transcription repressor OFP13-like
Exons: 1
Coding region: 83-895 (270 amino acids)
Biological process (GO): negative regulation of DNA-templated transcription
Source: RefSeq, a predicted model, not a curated record
AUCGGCUCAUUGAUUUCCAGCCUCCUCUGCUAUCCAUCUCACACAAGCACAAGCUGAUAGAUAAAAUACUUGGCCAGCUGCCAUGGUCAAGAAGCAGCUCGGUGGCCUCACCUCUCUCUUCAGCAGCAGCAAUAAGGACACCACCGGUGCAGUGUUGCCGUGCCCUUCCUCCUCUUCUUCCAUGUUGUCUGCCUCUUCCUCAUCCGUGUGGCAAUGGCCGUCCUGCGGCCACCCAAGAACCCUCUCAUUCAGGCAGCAGCAGGUCAAUGGGCAAGACGGCCACCAUCGCCACAUGAUGAAGCAGGCUUACAAGACCAUGAACUCGGCCUACUUCCCCGACUCCGUGGACUCCUGCUUCUCCAACUCCUUCGCCUCCGUCGACAGCUUCUCCACGGCGUCGGAGGCCUCUGCCCCGGUCGACGCCUCUGAGGCCGAGGCUGAGGCCGUCAUACGCGCGCUGCGCUCGGACCGCCUCUUCUUCGAGCCAGGCGCGGCGGCCUCCUCCUGCAUACUCAUCGAGGAGGCCAGCAAGCCCAAGAUGAAGGCCGUGGUGGACGACGACGACGACGGCCACAAUGACAGCACCAUGAGCAAUGCAACGGUGGCGUUCGGGGGUGCGACAGCGAUGUCGGUGGAGUCGCAGAACCCGUACCGCGACUUCCGGGAGUCCAUGGAAGCGAUGGUGAUGAGCCACGGCGUGAAGGACUGGCGGUGGCUGGAGGAGAUGCUGGGGUGGUACCUCAUGGCCAACGGCAAGAGCACCCACAGCCUCAUCGUCGGCGCCUUCGUCGACUUGCUCGUCGCGCUCAGCACCGCCUCCCCAGCUUCCUCUCCGGCUCCGGCCUCCCCCACCAACUGCUCUUCUUCCAGCGCUUGCUCCUCCUCCUCCUUGUGAUCAAUUGAGGAGGCCAUUAUACUGUGAAUAUUGCAAGCAAGGAGGAUCUGCAGCUAGGGAGACGAAUUAAUCAACAAGACAAUUGAUUAGGCCUCUCUCCAUUAUAUUAUAUUUGAUCACAGUUUUGAGCAUAUGGAGAUGGAGUCACGGCCGGGUAGUGCAAUGCAGCAUGCAUGAUCGAUCACCUCAAGUGCUCAUUGAUCUAUAGCUAGACGAAUUAACUGUAAUUUGAUCACCAGCUUUUGCAGUUAAUUAUUUCUGAGAGUGAGAGAUGCAUGUACGUAAAUUGGUGUGUGCAGUGCAAUCGUACGUCUUGUUUGCUGCAGCAGCAAGUUUAAAAGGUAAAGAGAAUGUACUCCAAUAGCUAGCUAGCUGUACACUCCUUUUUGUCAGUAACUGAUCAGUAUACACGUACUACACUGUUUUCUCAGUCAA